Fraxinus pennsylvanica is the source of this 2340-nucleotide messenger RNA. The record is from the annotation of a GenBank genome assembly. Lineage: Eukaryota; Viridiplantae; Streptophyta; Magnoliopsida; Lamiales; Oleaceae.
AUGGAAAACAAUGCAAAUAGUUCAUCAGCAGCAUCAGGGGCACCACCACAAGCAAAGGAGCUAUUAAAGAAGCUCCAAGAUUUAGAAACAGGUCAUACCCAGUUAAAGCAAGAGAUGUCAAAGCUCAUGAAUUCACCACAUUCAACUAUACAUCUCUAUUACAAGCAGAAGUCUCGUUCCACUUCCCCUCAACGUGUGCCGUGGAGGAGGGCCGUCAGCGGAGAUGGUGGUUUAGGGGCGGCGUGGAAGAGAGGGUCACUAUCAUUCCGGCAUUCAUCGCCUUUGCAGAGGGAGAGUAGUAGUAAGGAUGUGCAUAGUAGCGGCGGCGGUGGUGGAGGGCCAGCGGCGGUGAACUUUACUGAUGAGCAGUAUUUGAAUAUAUUGCAGUCAAUGGGACAGUCCGUCCAUAUACUCGAUUUUAGUGGUCUUAUAGUUUACUGGAACAGAAGUGCUGAAAAUCUUUAUGGAUAUUCAGCUGCGGAGGCUGUAGGGCAGGAUGUCCUUGAGCUCAUAACAUAUGGCCGAGACUUUGCAGUGGGAAGAAAUAUAAUGCGUUGUGUAAUGAUGGGGGAGAGUUGGACAGGGCAGUUUCGUGUUAAGCAUAAGACAGGCAACAUGUUUUUAGUUAUUGCAACAAAUACCCCUUUCUAUGAUGAUAAUGGCUCUUUGGUCGGGAUGAUAUGCGUCUCCAGUGAUUCCAGACCUUUCCUACAAGCAAAGGCAGUAAUAUCUGUGCCUGAGCCGGUGGGAACUAAUUCAAGAUUUAGCAGGCCAAGAAGCUUUGCUUCAGCCAAACUUGGACUUGAUCCUCAUCAGCCUCUACAAGCUGCAGUCUCCUCCAAAAUAUCAAAUUUGGUUUCCAAAGUCAGCGACAAAGUUAAAUCGAAAUUAAGAUCUGGAGAGAACAGUUUGGAUCGUGGUAUUGGAAUUGGAGGUAGUCAUCAUUCUGAUCAUGGUUUCUCGGAUGCCACUCUCUCUGACCGUAGGGAUGAUGAAGCUUCAAGUGGAGCCAGUACACCCAGAGGAGAUACACAUCCGUCUCCAUCUGGUGUGUUCUUUGGGGUUAGUCAUGAUGAGCACUCCCCAGUUAAUCUAUCCAGAGAUUCUGGUGACGAGAGUAAAGGGAAACCUGGUAUCUCUAAGAUCAUCACCUCCAAAGCCGAAUUUUGGAUUGGUAAGAAAGGUUUGGCAUGGCCAUGGAAAGGAAAUGAACAAGAUGUAUCAGAAACAAAGACGGCUCAUCCUGUCUGCCUGUGGUUACACAAUGACCAGGACAACGAGUUGGGUCAGCUGAAGAAUGCUUCUGCUACAUUGAAGUCAGAACAUCAGCUUUCUGAAACUAACCCGACUGCUAAUAGCGAGGCUCCGGGAUCUUGGUCCUCACCGUUCAGUGUGAACAGCACAAGCACUGUUAGCAAUGGUGGAAAUACCAGCAUUACUGCUGUUAAUAAAAUAGAUAUGGAAUCUGACUUCUUAGAUUAUGAAAUCAUGUGGGAGGACUUGACUAUUGGAGAAAAGAUUGGUCAAGGUUCUUGUGCAACUGUAUAUCAUGCCCUGUGGUAUGGAUCAGAUGUUGCCGUCAAGGUAUUUUCCAGGCAAGAAUAUUCUGAUGAUGUAAUAUUUUCCUUCAGACAGGAGGUGUCUCUUAUGAAAAGUCUUCGACAUCCAAAUAUUCUACUCUUCAUGGGUGCAGUAACUACACCUCAACACCUCUGUAUUGUUACAGAGUUUCUUCCUCGGGGAAGUUUGUUCCAGUUAUUACAGAGGAAUACAUCAAAAUUAGAUUGGAAGCGACACAUUCACAUGGCUUUGGAUGUUGCACGAGGCAUGAAUUAUCUUCAUCGUUGCAAUCCACCUAUUGUUCAUCGUGAUUUAAAGUCAUCCAAUCUUCUUGUCAGCAAGAACUGGACUGUGAAGGUUGGUGAUUUCGGUCUCUCACGGCUAAAACAUGAAACGUAUUUGACAACAAAGACGGGGAGGGGAACGCCUCAAUGGAUGGCUCCAGAAGUUAUUCAUAAUGAACCCUCAGGCGAGAAGGCUGAUGUGUACAGCUUUGGUGUUAUACUAUGGGAACUCGUUACCCAGAAGAUUCCAUGGGAUAACCUCAACUCAAUGCAGGUUAUUGGAGCUGUAGGAUUUAUGAACGAACGGCUAGAGAUUCCAAAGGACGUUGAUCCUCAAUGGGCUUCUAUCAUUGAGAGCUGCUGGCUAAGUGAACCACAGUUCCGGCCAUCUUUCCAAGAACUCCUGGAAAAGUUCAAAGAUCUGCAGAGACAAUAUGUCAUUCAAUUUCAAGCAGGCCGUAAUGUUGCUGGAGAUUGUGGCCAAAACGAGUUGUAG